ACCUUAGGUAUGUAGGCUCCCCGCACGCAGUGUAGUGUAGUGCAGUGAAGUCCUCAGGGAAUCCCGGUGAGGCUCUGACGUCCGACACCCCCCCUCCCCUUUGCCUACGUCCCCUAAGGGAAAAAAAAACGUGACAUCAAAUGACGACCGUUUUGCUUGCCCCAGAUGGCGCGACUAUUCGUUUGCCCUUACUCUUCCCCAAGUAUUGCCAUUCAUAACCUGUAGUUAACUUCGAACUCGGCAUCAUCUCCGAUAAGAGAAAAGUAGACUUAUUAUUAUCACAAAUAUGACGAAGCAAUGGGAUAUGUACGAGGCCACCAUAAAAGAACUCUACGCUGAGAACACGCUCGCUGUGGUGCGCCAGAUUAUGAUUGAACAAUAUGGGUUCAAAGCCUCCGUUAGAGCGUAUAGAGGUCGCUUGAUCCGCUGGGGCAUCCGCAAAUACAACUGUCGAAAACGUGCCUCGUCGAGCUCCAGUGCCAGUGUCCACGAUGGCAGUUUCUCGAGCGGCUCAGCUUCCACGUCUCCGUCUAUGAUGGCCAAUAACAUGGCGACGACGUAUCCUCACAACACCGGCGGCCAUCUGGCCAUGCCGCUCCAGAUAAACCAACCGCACAUUUACAACCCUAUUGAUAGCCACCAAGCACAGAUGUACAACGCGCAAAAAUCCUACGACAACAAACCCAAGCCCAUUCUCUCGCCACCCCAAGCCCAUCUCAGCGCCAACACCAGCAACAGCGGCAACAUAAACUACCCCUGGGAACCCCCACAACCACCUCUCCCACGGCCAGAACGACACAGUGACUCAUCCACCCCCCCAACAGCCACAGACUUCCCCACCUUCACACCCCCUAACCCCUCCCACAACCACCUGCACGCGCGCACCCACCACACCAGCAGUGCCGAGAUCAUGGCUCAGCCGACGUACUUCGGGUUCGGGACGGCGAUGGGGCAUCAUGCUAACCCCAACACCAACGACCCUAACCAUAACCAUAACCAUAGCCAUAGCCAUAGCCAUAUGAAUCAGCAGCAUCUCAGCCAUAUGAACCACGACAGCCACAACCUUGGUAACGGGAACGGAAACGGAAACGGAAAUGGGAAUGGGAAUGGUGGGAACCAUAACCCGUACGCAACGAUGCCGAACGCGGACUAUCUCCGAAACCGGGACAGCGGGAGUAGUCUCGGCAGCUACUACGAGGGCCCGGCGCAUCGCGACGCGGCGGUUGGACAGGUGCCGGGGGUGCCGCGGGGGGUUGGGGAGAGGGUUUGGACGUGAUGGAUGCGUAUGGACGAAUCUAUCUAGGUAUCUAUCUAGCUACAAACCUGCUUGGAUAUUGUCUAGGUGUGUUGGUGGGUGGGUUGAGAGGUGAGGCGCAAGCUGUGGGAUAAUGUUAUGCUCAGCGAAUGGGACGGGAUGGGAUUUGUUUAGGGGGCUUAGGAAAUUGGGAAAUCUACACAAACGAGGAAUAAAAAAUAGGGGUUUGGUUCGGACGGUAUAACUUGGGACUGGGUAUUAGGGGCGGUAUAUUACUUCGUAUAAAAGGGGGGCUGCCGUCGUUUCACUGCGAGUUUUUUUUCUUCUUUUUCUAUUUCUUUGUCACGAGGCUUGGGCUUGGGUGGUAUAUGGCUUAUCUACACGAUGACGACGGGAGAACAGUACCGGGUAUCUCGAGAGAUAACAAGCGUGGGUCUGGGACCUUGAUGAAUCCAUCACGAAUCUAUUAACGGCGGUUUCCUGAUUUCUUUGUUUCUGUUUGUCAACCUGCUUACUUGUAUGAAUAGGGGUUUGGAAAGGGAUCAAGAGCGUCUAGAGAUAUCUUGGGCGGGAAAAGUCGAAUAAACUUGGAAAAAAAGAAGGGGUGAUAGGUAGGUAUGGGUAGGUCCGUGAAUGGGUUAUACGACUAGUUAGACGGCAAAGAUAAUAAAGGGCUACCACUUUCUUUUCUUCAA
Messenger RNA from Annulohypoxylon maeteangense, 1950 nucleotides. RefSeq lists its product as uncharacterized. The record is from RefSeq and is a predicted model, not a curated record. The transcript is spliced from 3 exons. Bases 287 to 1276 code for a protein of 329 amino acids. NCBI's taxonomy places the organism in Eukaryota, Fungi, Ascomycota, Sordariomycetes, Xylariales, Hypoxylaceae.